CGCCUAUUCAGACAAGAACCCCAUCCACUCCCUGCUACCCCCAACCACCUCACUCCCCUCCUUCCCAACUUCAGCAAUGAUGCCCUGCCAACAACAGAUCAUGGAUAUUCCUCUCGUCACUGCCGCCUUCUCCGGCUUCGUCGGCGGCGACGACGCUGCCUCCGCGCACAUGACCUCCUACGUCUACGGCCGUCGUAGCGUCCCGAGUCUCUAUAACUCCCCUGGUGUUUAUGAAGUAGGAAAGCGCCUCCGCAACGUUGUGCAGUCCCGCUCGUGGGAUGGACUUCACGGCGGUAUCAGCGCCAGCCCCAAUGCUCUAGCCCAGACGACGCUCACCCAGGGCGGACCCAAAUUCGUAGCCUCGUUCUCCGGCACUACUAUGCCGACGACUGGCGAAAUCGCCCAGAUCCUUGUCGACCACUGCAAGACGCAGCACAUCGAUGGCGUCGCUGAGGGUCGGGUCACCACCCCCUUCGCCGUGACCAUCGCUGAUCUUCACCAUGCCCCUGCCACCGAGGCACACCCUACGCUGAAGGCCGCGGCGCCUUUCCUCCCCAUCCUCGCCAGCAUCGGUGCGUCCGCCGGAUGUGCGUUCGUCGGGGACUGGCCCACGCUCUCCAUGAUCGUGCUCGGCAUGGUGUGCAACGCCGCGACCUCGAGCGUGCUGCGCGCCGGUGAUCUUACUUUCACUCGCCCCGCCUCUACUCCGGGUGCGCCGUCGGGUGACGGCUUCCUCGAGGCUGGAAAUGAAAUCGUCGUGCUCAAGGGUUCUGAGGGUGCGAUCAGCAGCGUCACUCGCGGCCACUUCUCCCUCCGUUUCAAGAACGACAAGGCGCUCAACCGCCUGGGCGUCGCCGCCACUAUGGCCACCCUCCAGUGCCUCGCGCAGCUCGUCGUCGUCCCCCAGGGUACCUUCAUCGGACAGCUGUGCUUCCUGUUCACUGUCGCCAUCGCGUUCCUCUACCACUCCCACAUGGCUGCCGCAGAGAAGAAGGCUAAGGCCAAGGUCGUCCUCGAGGACCUCCUGGAGACCCCGUCCACCAGGCGCUUCAGCCUCGGCACCCGCGCUGCCAUGGCCGUCUUCUUGAUGCAGGUCCUGAAGCCCGCGAACAUUGAGGAGCAGCUUGCGGCUCUCAUUCCGAACAACACCCGUGUCUGGUCUGCAUGGAGGCAGACGGUCGCUCGCAGGCUCCAGGAGGAGAAGCCGUCCUUCGAUACCGGCCUCCCGCAGGAGGCCACGAGCUUCAAUGCGGAGGAGUCCACCCUCAUGCGCACCCUGCUCGGCGAUGCCCAGGCUGCCGUCAAUGUGUACGCCGCUGCUCGUGCUCGGUUCUAAAGUGCUCGGUGUGGUGAGCAUCGUAUCUGAUUGACUACACCCGUGAUGUCCGAGAGGCCCUAUGAAAACCACCGGCGAUACCUUGACUCUCCACCAUGCAUUCCCCCUCGACGUGCCUCGCUUAUCAGUUUCUUGAUGCUCCGUUAGACUUUCACUCCUGCUAACCCUCUUGUUCUCGACUGUAUCCUUCUAUGUACCCUGCCAUAUAUCGCUUUUGCUCCUUUGUACUAUUACUCGUCCUACGUUAACAGUUUCUAGUAUCAUACGGAGCCCGGGCCCAGAGCCAAUAUACCUCGCACCGUUACGGGCCCAUUCUGCCCGCCUUCGCUCAACUGGGUCGCGGUACGGUAUGCGGGUAAAGCUGUGCCGUUUUAGAUUGGUACUGCGGGUUACGCCGUUGGGCCCGGAGAGGGAGCGAUGCUUACAUCAGUGCUUGGACUCGUAUCGCGACGAUGGAGAGGCUGCGGCGCUAUGAUAGAAGCUGGAGUGUGUACAACCGUAUAUGCACGCAGAAUCUUGACCGCCCUACAGGAAAUAUUAGCUGCCUACAAC
Trametes versicolor FP-101664 SS1 is the source of this 1888-nucleotide messenger RNA. RefSeq lists its product as uncharacterized. The coding region runs from base 77 to 1336 and encodes 419 amino acids. The record is from RefSeq and is a predicted model, not a curated record. Lineage: Eukaryota; Fungi; Basidiomycota; Agaricomycetes; Polyporales; Polyporaceae. The transcript has 2 exons.